AUGGCAGCGAGGCAAAUGGAAGAGAUUCAGAAGAAGCUGUCAACGCUCAAUUACCCUAGAGCCAAUGCUCCUGCUCAGUCCCUCCUUUUCGCCGGCAUGGAGCGCUAUGCUCUUCUCGAGUGGCUCUUCUUCCGUUUGUUGGGUGAUAAGUCGCCGUUCUCGCAACAAAAUAUCCAAGGAGAUGCUAUUGAUCGCGAUGAAGAGACUGGUCGCAUUCAGUAUUUAGCAGAAAUCGCGAAGUUUCUGGGCAUUACAACCAGUAUUGAUACUGAAGUUAUCCAAGGACGGGGAAGCUAUGAGGAGAGAACUGAAAUGAUUCGUCUUAUUGUCGAUCUUGUUGAGGCAAGCAUCUAUGCAGAUAAUCCAGAUUGGAGUGUUGAUGAGCAAGUUGCCAAAGACAUACAACUCAUUGACUCUAUUGCCGAGAAACAGGCUCAAAUAUUCUCAGAAGAAUGCAAAUUGUUUCCUGCUGAUGUUCAAAUUCAGUCUAUAUAUCCAUUGCCAGAUGUUUCUGAGCUGGAAACCAAGCUUGCAGAACAAUCGAAGAUACUUUUGAAUCUUCAACAGAAAGUUGAUGAUUUAGCAUCAAAGCAUGCUUACAACCCAGAUGAGGAAUAUACGGAAGUCGAGUCUCAAUUGCGUUCACACCUGGAAUCUUUUCUUGAAACAGCAAGAUCUUUCAACAUUAUUUACACCAAGGAAAUUCGUCCAUGGACACACAUGAUGGAGGUUCCACAGCUUCAUGGCUUUGGGCCAGCUGCCAACCGAUUGUUGGAAGCAUACAAUAUGCUACUAAAGUUCUUGGGCAACUUGAGGAAUCUUAGAGAUUCUCAUGCAGCACUGGCCAUUGGAUCAUCUGAAACGAUUGCUGGAGAGCCAUCUUCUGUGACAAGAAUAAUAUCCGAGUGCGAGUCUGCAUUGACAUUCCUAAAUCGCGAUCUUGGCAUUCUCUCUGCUUCCAUCGCUCGUGAACGUGGCCAGCAGGGCGAAGAGGUUUUUUGGAGCAUUCUCAAUCCAAACAUUCCCUCGAACAUGUUUAGCUUUUCCGAUCCUCGAGAACUGAAAUGGGAUUAUUAGCCAUCGAAAUCGGGUAAGAAAAUUCUCUGCUGGCUUGUUUAUCAUCAGUUCUGAACCCUUUGCCGAUUUGUCUCAUUACCGGGUUUUGUUCAGAGAAGCUAUGAAUCAUGCUCGAAUUGUUUCGUGUCGAUUUCGUUUGGUUAAUAGAUGUAGAAUUUGUGUU
Cucurbita maxima (winter squash) is the source of this 1240-nucleotide messenger RNA. RefSeq names its product AUGMIN subunit 7. Gene Ontology annotation, biological process: spindle assembly; centrosome cycle. Bases 1 to 1077 code for a protein of 358 amino acids. NCBI's taxonomy places the organism in Eukaryota, Viridiplantae, Streptophyta, Magnoliopsida, Cucurbitales, Cucurbitaceae. The record is from RefSeq and is a predicted model, not a curated record. The transcript has 10 exons. Gene Ontology annotation, cellular component: HAUS complex. Gene Ontology annotation, molecular function: microtubule minus-end binding.